Molecule: messenger RNA, 1734 nt
Organism: Prorocentrum cordatum
Lineage: Eukaryota; Dinophyceae; Prorocentrales; Prorocentraceae
Source: the annotation of a GenBank genome assembly
GCGUGCCGCUCGCAGCUGCUCGCGGUUGGGCGCGCGGACUGCCCGCGCCGGGAGCUGCCGGAGUGGCCCGAGGGCUACGGCAAGCUGCUCCGAUUCCCGUUUGGCAUCUCCGACAUGAAGGCCCUCAAGCAGUUUGCGCGCGCCUUGUGGCAGCCGGACGGCACGGCGGCCUCGCUUCCGGACGGCUGCACCGACCGGGGCUUCCACCACCGCAGGGGCACCAGGUGCGUCUCGGAGAUGGUGGGCGUGCACCCGGUCGGCGGCGAAGGGCACCGUUGGUCCGCCCAGCUGUGGGCGGACGCGCAGGAUUGGUGCCUUGCGCACGAUAACUGCACGGGCAUAAUGCUCUACGUGGGCGCCCACGCGAUGAACUGCCACUACUGGUGCGGACGGCCGCAGUUCUGCGACGGCCCAAUAGUUGGCGACGAGGGCACGGAGUCGAGCGGAGAGUGGAACCUCUUCGCGAGGGGCGGACCCGAUGGCGCAUGCGGCGAGGACGGGGCCAGCGAGGGCGCGUCAGACGUUGGCCGCCUGCCCGAGGCCGCGGGUCUGGGCCCCAGCGGCGGAGCGCGGUCGCCCGCCCCCGCGGCCACGGUCGUGGUCGAGGAGAACGGCUCCGUCGUCCUCCACGAGGGCAUCGCGGUGGUAGAGGCCUGGUGGCGCGCCAGGGACAACGCAUCGCGCGCGGCAGAGGCCGACGUCAGGGAUCUGGUGCAGCGGCAGUGCAGCAGCGGGAACCCCACCGUGUACGCGACGAGCGAGCUCUUCGGGGACCCCGCGGCGGGGCAGACCAAGGCGCUGGAGAUCACGUACAGGAACGCGUCGCGGGGCGCCACGAGCCCGCCGGGGGUGACCGUGCUGGCCCAGAUAGGCAGUCCGCAGUACUGGGCGGUCGGUGGACCUGAGGCUGUGCAUUGUGAGCGUGUCGAAGGCAAUGCAGGCUGAGGGGCAUGGAUUUGAGGUGUUCCUCGCGUUCCAAGAGGACAUCGACGGUGCCGACAUUGAGCAAAUCGAGGAGGACGCGCGGUCCACGUUCGGCGGUAGCGCCGUUAGGGCCAUCACGGCAGAGAACAGGGGAGCAGACAUCGGGCUCCUGCUCCACCAGCUCCUGGUCCUCGGCGGUGAGCCAGCAGGGCACCACUACGACGUGUUCCUGAAGGUCCACACCAAGAGCAACGACACCUACCGGAGGAAGUGGCUGGGAGACCUUUGCGGAACCACCAACCAGACUCGCAGGGUGUACCGCCAGCUCCGGAAACAGCACUAUCCACUGGGUAUGGUGGGCCCUGCAUCCAGUGUCGCGCUGUAUCCCGAGCCGUUGACGGAUUUCACUGGAAAGGUGUGGGAGGGCGUCUGGGGAGAUGUUGACAUUGAUGCAAUGCGGAGAACGUGGUACAUAAUGCAGCCCUGCGUUCCUUUUAGUAUUGCCUUGGACACGGCUCGCGUCAUCGCAGGGUCUUUCUAUUGGGCUCGUCACACGGCUGUGCUGUACAAGGUUAUCUUAAAUUCAGUGACCAGGCUUUUAGAGACGAUGCCCCAUGGGUACAAAACGAUGUCGACGGGUCAGACCUCGCAUGCGCUCGAACGGUUGAUGCCAGGGAUGGCUGUGGGCAUCCAGGGGAUGUCCGUCGCCUCUGUGGACCAGCUCGACCUGACCUCAUUUCCAGAGACCUGGAGUGACAAAGAGCGCUCCAGACCAAAAUGUCUUUUCUCGCGUGUGCCUCGUGUGUGCGC